AUGCUAUUCUGUGCAUUAAAACAGCUCCAAUUCGCAAUAGCAAUUUAUUAUCGCCUUUGCAGAGCUCUAAAUUAUGGAGGAAUAGGAGCAGUUAUUGGCCAUGAAAUUACACAUGGUUUCGAUGACCAAGGACGUCAGUUUGACGCUAUCGGUAAUCUUCGCGAGUGGUGGAAUGAGGACGUGAAGAAAAAGUUUCAGAAUCGAGCUCAGUGCAUAAUCAAUCAAUACGGGAACAUUGAAGUUAGCAGAGCUCUACAAAAAGUUAUCACGUUGCUGGCAAAGUAUGUCGUUGAAGGUACCUGGAACUGGUCUCAAAAUCAACGGCAAACUAACGCAAGGAGAAAAUAUUGCCGACAAUGGUGGUGUAAAGCAGGCCUACAGGGUAACACCGCAGAUCUCUCCUGCUACUAUUCAAAUGCAUCUGUUCAGGCUUACAAAGCUUAUCUGCAAAAGCAUGGUGGAGAAGAAGAGAGAAUCAAAGGCUUAGAACAGUAUAACAACGAGCAAAUGUUCUUCUUAGGAUAUGCUAUGAUUUGGUGCGGGCAUAUGACAAAUGACGAGCUAAUUAAUAGAAUUCUUACCGACCCGCAUGCUCCACCAAGUUAUCGGGUCAAUCAAGUAUUAACCAAUCAACCCGAGUUUGCUGCUGCCUUCAAAUGUAAAGAGGGCAGUGCCAUGAACCCCACUCAACGCUGCGCUGUUUGGUAA
This is a messenger RNA of Cylicostephanus goldi, 708 nucleotides long. Lineage: Eukaryota; Metazoa; Nematoda; Chromadorea; Rhabditida; Strongylidae. The record is from the annotation of a GenBank genome assembly.